UGCUGCUGCUUGCUGUUAUUACUCAUGGACACUAGAGGGCAGCAGUACUCCAUGAAAACAACACGCCACUCCCCAUCCAGGAAGUUUGCAGCACCACGGGUAAAUCGAAACUUACUGUGUUGCACCUGAGGAGCUGUUGUUUUCACCUACUUAUUGCCGAAUAUUUAACAAAAUGGCUGAAGCGAUGGCGAGUAACCAGGACAUUUUCAUGUGUCCUGUUUGUUUAGAUCUUCUAAAGCAUCCAGUAACUCUCAACUGUGGACACAAUUUCUGUUUGGAUUGUAUUGAGGCUUGUUGGGAUAAGGAAGACGUGAAGGGCGUUUACAGCUGUCCCCAAUGCAGAGAGACUUUCUCUCCAAGACCCGUUUUAAAGAAGAAUCAUGUUUUGUCUGAGCUCGUGGAUCAAAUGAGGAAGAGCAGAAUACAAACUGCAGCUCCCGUUGAAUGUGCUGCUGGACCUGGAGAUGUAGAGUGUGACGUCUGCACCGAUAGAAAACUCAAAGCUGUCAAGUCCUGUCUGGAGUGCUUGAUGUCGUACUGUGACACUCAUUUAAAAGCUCAUAAUGAACUUAUAGGUAGAAAUCACAACAUGCUCGAUGCCACAUGCCAGCUACAGGAGAUGGUCUGUCCUCGUCAUAAGAAGGUUUUUGAAAUAUUCUGUCGCACCGACCAGAGUUGCAUCUGUCUUCUGUGUAUGGUAGAUGAUCAUAAAGGCCAUGACACGAUCACAGCUACGGCAGAGUGGAGUCAUAAAAAGGAGGAGUUGGGGCAGAGCCAGAGGAGAUGCCAGCAGAUAAUCCAGUUGAAGGAGAAGGAGCUGCAGGAGCUGAGGAAGGCUGUGAAGACUCUCAAGUCUGGUGCACAGACAGCAGUGGAGGAGAGUGAGAGGAUGUUUACUGAGCUGAUCCGCUCCAUUGAGAGAAGGCGCUCUGAGGUGACAGAGCUGAUCAGAGCUCAGGAGAAGGCUGAGGUGAGUCGUGCUGAAGGACUCCUGAAGCGACUGGAGCAGGAGAUUGCUGAGCUGAAGAGGACAGAUGCUGAGAUGAAGCAGCUUUCACUGACACAGGAUCCCAUCCAUUUUCUCAAGAACAUUGUGUCCAUCACUGGGAGGCCUUACAGCACAACUUCAACCAGCGUGACCGUCAGCCAAAGCUUCUCCUUGGAGCCCCUGAAGGAAUCUGUGUCUGCACUGAAGAUGCAGCUGGAGGAGAAAUUAGAUUCCAUCUUCCAGCAGGAAAUUGUCAAAAUAUCUGCAGCAGUAAUGAAAAAUGUCCAGAUCAUCCAGAACAUACAGAUGUCUGAUGGCCAGGAUCUUAUUGGUGAACCAGUGACCAGAGAAGACUUCUAUCGCCUCUCAACGUAA
Engraulis encrasicolus (European anchovy) is the source of this 1363-nucleotide messenger RNA. Its product is annotated as E3 ubiquitin-protein ligase TRIM47-like. The record is from RefSeq and is a predicted model, not a curated record. Gene Ontology annotation, molecular function: zinc ion binding. Lineage: Eukaryota; Metazoa; Chordata; Actinopteri; Clupeiformes; Engraulidae. The transcript is spliced from 7 exons. Bases 173 to 1363 code for a protein of 396 amino acids.